AUGCCGAAGUUGAGUAAAAACAAGGAAGCAAAGGUGGAGGCUUUCUUGAACACAACCGGAGCGUCGAAAAAAAUUGCUAUCUCGCUUUUGGAGAAGUGGGAUUGGAAUGUCGAGAUAGCGCGUAAGAAAUAUCACACCCUGUAUCCAAACUCUACAAACUUGCAAUACCAACCUAAACCUAUCCAGCCAUCUAUGGAGGAGCUUUACCGAAGAUAUAAGGCUCCACAUGAAGAUAUGAUCAUGGCUGAGGGUAUCGAGCGCCUCUGCAUUGAUCUGGAGGUUGAUCCCCAAGACAUAGUCAUGUUGGUUAUGUCAUGGCACAUGAAGGCAGCCACCAUGGGAGAGUUUUCGAAGCAAGAGUUCUUCAAUGGACUAAAAAAACUAAAGGUUGAUACCCUUGAGAAGUUACGAAGCGAGCUACCGGCUAUGAGAGCUGAGCUGAAGGACAAGGACAAGUUUGAGGAGGUGUAUGAUUUUACUUGUGGCUGGGCAAAAGAAAAGGGUCAGAAGUCUUUGCAGCAGGACACUGCAAUUGGAAUGUGGCAAUUGCUGUUUGCCGAGAUGACGCCAAAGUGGCCUUGGGUUGAUCAAUGGUGUGAAUUCUUGGAGGAGAAGCACAAUAAGGCAAUUUCUAAGGACACAUGGACUCAACUGUUGGAUUUUGUAAGGAAGGUGGAUCCAUCGAUGUCGAAUCUUGAUAAAGAAACAUGCUGGCCCUAUCUUGUUGACGAAUUUGUGGAGUACUUGGAGGAGAAGGGUCUGGUGCAAACUAGUUAG
Molecule: messenger RNA, 777 nt
Organism: Fragaria vesca subsp. vesca
Lineage: Eukaryota; Viridiplantae; Streptophyta; Magnoliopsida; Rosales; Rosaceae
Product: DCN1-like protein 1-like
Exons: 1
Coding region: 1-777 (258 amino acids)
Source: RefSeq, a predicted model, not a curated record